This is a messenger RNA of Candidozyma haemuli, 1650 nucleotides long. Its product is annotated as sugar porter family MFS transporter. The record is from RefSeq and is a predicted model, not a curated record. Gene Ontology annotation, molecular function: carbohydrate:proton symporter activity. The transcript has a single exon. Gene Ontology annotation, cellular component: membrane. Gene Ontology annotation, biological process: carbohydrate transport; transmembrane transport. Bases 1 to 1650 code for a protein of 549 amino acids. NCBI's taxonomy places the organism in Eukaryota, Fungi, Ascomycota, Pichiomycetes, Serinales, Metschnikowiaceae.
AUGCGUUUUUCUGCGUACGAAGACCGUAUGGUCAAGCCAGCUUUGGCCUUCAGACGUUUCCUCGAUCGAGGCCCCAAAAUCACCAACAUCUACUUUAUUGCUUGUAUUUCGUGUAUUUCAGGCUUGAUGUUUGGCUUUGACAUUUCGUCCAUGUCUGCGUUCUUGGGCCAGAAGGCCUACCUUCGUUUCUUUGACCAUCCGGGCUCUGACAUGCAAGGUUUCAUUACUGCUUCCAUGUCUUUGGGUUCGUUUUUUGGCGCCAUGACCACUUCGUUUAUUUCAGAACCUUUUGGUCGUAGGGCCUCGUUGAUGAUAUGUUCCUUGUUGUGGAUGAUUGGUGCUGCCAUUCAGUCUUCUUCUCAGAACAGAGCUCAAUUGAUUAUUGGGCGUUUUAUUUCAGGUGCUGGCAUUGGCUUUGGUUCUUCCGUGGCGCCUGUUUACGGUUCGGAAUUGUCGCCUAGAAAGGUCAGAGGGUUUAUUGGCGGUAUGUUCCAGACCAGUGUGACUUUGGGUAUUUUGGUGAUGUUCUAUAUUUGCUUUGGCUGCUCACACAUUGACGGCGUGGCGUCUUUCAGAAUUGCUUGGGCUAUUCAAAUCGUGCCAGGCUUGAUUUUGUUCUUUGGCUUGUUCUUCAUUCCAGAGUCUCCAAGAUGGCUUGCUAAACAAGGCUACUGGGACGACGCAGAGCAGAUUGUCGCCGAUAUCAACGCCAGAGGUAACCGUGAAGACCCAGACGUGAUGAUUGAAAUCUCUGAAAUCAAGGACCAGUUGAUUGUGGAGGAAAACGUCAAGGGAUUCACGUUCGCUAACUUGUUCUCGAAGAAGUACCUCCCCAGAACGUUUGUUGCUGUGUUUGCCCAGAUCUGGCAGCAAAUGACCGGUAUGAACGUUAUGAUGUACUAUAUCGUUUAUGUGUUUGAGAUGGCAGGUAUUUCUGGUAACACUAACUUGAUUUCCUCGUCCAUCCAGUAUGUGCUUAACUUUGGAUGCACUGUGGUGGCCUUGUUCUUGAUGGAUAAGAUCGGAAGAAGGCCUUUGUUGCUUGGAGGCGCCGCCAUGAUGGCUACGUGGCAAUUUGCCGUUGCUGGUAUUUUGGGAGACUACUCGGUUCCAUAUCCAGACUCAGGUUCGGAAUCUGUCACCAUUCGUAUCCCAGACGACCAGAAACUGGCUGCAAACGGUGUCAUUGCGUCGUGCUACCUCUUUGUCUGCUCCUUUGCCGUUUCCUGGGGUGUGGUUAUUUGGGUUUACUGUUCUGAAAUGUGGGGAGACUCUGUCUCCAGACAAAGAGGAGCUGCUUUGGCUACGGCUUCGAACUGGAUCUUUAACUUUGCCAUUGCCAUGUUCACGCCUCCCUCUUUUGCCAACAUCAGCUGGAGAACAUACAUUAUCUACGCUUCGUGCUGCGUGGCCAUGUUCUUCCAUGUGUUCUUCUUCUUCCCAGAAACCAAGGGUAAGCGUUUGGAAGAAAUCGACCAGAUCUGGACCGAAAAGAUUCCAGCCUGGAAGAGUGCCUCGUACGUCCCCAGAGUGCCUAUUUUGCCAGGCGAAAUCGACGACAAGGCAGCCACAGAGCAUGCCGAAGACGCUGGAUACCGCCAUUCCUCUUCUGCCUCUGAACCAGAGAAGGACGCCAGUAUGGCCGUCUAA